Balaenoptera musculus (blue whale) is the source of this 3065-nucleotide messenger RNA. It is a transcript of the gene SDAD1, whose product is annotated as SDA1 domain containing 1. NCBI's taxonomy places the organism in Eukaryota, Metazoa, Chordata, Mammalia, Artiodactyla, Balaenopteridae. Gene Ontology annotation, biological process: ribosomal large subunit biogenesis; ribosomal large subunit export from nucleus. The transcript has 22 exons. Bases 145 to 2211 code for a protein of 688 amino acids. The record is from RefSeq and is a predicted model, not a curated record. Gene Ontology annotation, cellular component: nucleolus.
AGUCAAGCUCGCUUUAAGAGCCAAGAUGGCACUGCCGGUCGAGUUACCCAUGUGCUGUUUCCGGUCGUAGCUGGGACUAUUGGCAAUUGCCAGCGGUGUGGGUUUUCUUAAAACUGCUCGUCGCGGAACCAGUCAGCAGCUAACAUGUCUAACAGAAACAAUAACAAGCUGCCCAGCAACCUGCCGCAGUUACAGAAUCUGAUCAAGCGGGACCCGCCGGCUUACGUGGAGGAGUUUCUACAGCAGUAUAAUCACUACAAAUCCAAUGUGGAGAUUUUCAAAUUACAACCAAAUAAACCCAGCAAAGAACUGGCAGAGCUGGUGAUGUUUAUGGCACAGAUUGGUCACUGUUAUCCAGAACAUUUAAGUAACUUUCCUCAAGAGCUGAAAGAUCUUCUCUCCUACAACCACACUGUCUUGGAUCCAGAUCUCCGAAUGACAUUUUGCAAAGCUUUGGUCUUGCUGAGAAAUAAGAAUCUCAUCAAUCCAUCAAGUUUGCUAGAACUCUUCUUUGAACUUCUGCGUUGCCACGAUAAACUUCUGCGAAAGACUUUAUAUACUCAUAUUGUGACUGAUAUCAAGAAUAUAAAUGCAAAACACAAGAACAAUAAAGUGAAUGUAGUAUUGCAGAAUUUCAUGUAUACCAUGUUAAGAGAUAGCAAUGCAACUGCAGCCAAGAUAUCUUUGGAUGUGAUGAUUGAACUCUACAGGAGAAACAUCUGGAAUGAUGCCAAAACUGUCAACGUGAUCACCACAGCAUGUUUCUCUAAGGUCACCAAGAUAUUAGUUGCUGCUUUGACAUUCUUCCUUGGAAAAGAUGAAGAGGAGAAACAGGACAGUGACUCAGAAUCUGAGGAUGAAGGACCAACAGCAAGAGACCUGCUAGUGCAGUAUGCCACAGGGAAGAAAAGCUCCAAAAACAAGAAAAAGUUGGAAAAGGCUAUGAAAGUCCUCAAGAAACAAAAGAAGAGGAGAAAACCAGAGGUGUUUAACUUUUCAGCUAUUCACUUGAUUCAUGAUCCCCAAGAUUUUGCAGAGAAACUACUGAAGCAGCUUGAGAGCUCUAAGGAGAGGUUUGAGGUGAAGAUGAUGCUCAUGAACCUCAUCUCCAGAUUGGUGGGAAUUCACGAGCUUUUUCUCUUCAACUUCUACCCCUUUGUGCAGAGGUUUCUGCAGCCCCACCAAAGAGAAGUAACGAAGAUCCUUCUGUUUGCUGCACAGGCAUCUCAUCACUUAGUACCCCCAGAGAUCACGCAGUCAUUGCUCAUGACUGUGGCCAACAAUUUUGUUACCGACAAGAACUCUGGAGAGGUCAUGACCGUAGGAAUCAAUGCUAUAAAAGAGAUAACAGCUCGAUGUCCUCUAGCCAUGACUGAAGAACUUCUCCAAGACCUGGCUCAGUAUAAAACACACAGAGAUAAGAAUGUGAUGAUGUCUGCUAGAACUUUGAUUCAGCUCUUCCGAACACUGAACCCUCAGAUGUUACAAAAGAAAUUCCGGGGUAAGCCUACAGAGGCCUCCACAGAAGCAAGAGUGCAAGAAUAUGGAGAACUAGAUGCUAAAGAUUACAUUCCAGGAGCAGAAGUUCUGGAAGUUGAAAAAGAAGAAAAAAAUGCUGAAGAUGAUGAAGAUGAGUGGGAAAACACCAGUCUCAGUGACGAGGCAGUUUCCGAUGGCGAAUGGGUUGACGUGCACCAUUCUUCUGAUGAAGAACAGAAAGAAAUCUCUGAGAAGCUGAACAGCAUGCCCUUGGAGGAGCGGAAAGCCAAAGCCGUGGCCGUCAGCACUAGCCGAGUGUUAAGUCAGGAAGACUUCCAGAAAAUCCGAAUGGCCCAAAUGAGGAAAGAACUCGACGCUGCCCCUGGGAAAGCCCAAAAGAGGAAAUACAUCGAAAUAGACAGUGAUGAGGAGCCCAGGGGUGAGUUACUUUCUCUUCGGGACAUUGAACGCCUUCAUAAAAAGCCAAAGUCUGACAAGGAGACAAGACUAGCAACUGCAAUGGCUGGAAAAACAGAUCGAAAAGAAUUCGUGAGGAGGAAAACCAAAAUGAAUCCAUUUUCCAGUUCCACGAAUAAGGAGAAGAAAAAACAGAAGAACUUCAUGAUGAUGCGAUAUAGUCAUAACGUCCGGUCAAAAAAUAAGCGUUCCUUCCGAGAAAAGCAGCUGGCGUUACGAGAUGCUCUCUUGAAAAAGAGAAAAAGAGUGAAGUAACUUCCAAGCAAGUUUUCCAUUCCAGGGAGAAUGCUAAAUUCGUGUCAUUACUCUGAAAACUAGUACAUUAAGAAUGUUUACAUUAAAAAGUCCAAAAGCACUAUAUUGUGAAAACCACAGUAAACUUGGUAGCUUCUGGUGUUCUUAUUUUAGAGAUGGGUAGGGGUGGGAAUGUUUGAAAUGUAAACAGUAGUGAUGUUAUAAAAUCAUUUUCAUUUAGUGUUCAUGCAAAAAAAUAAUAAUUAUAUAUAUAGAGAGAGAGAGAGAGAGAGCGCCUAUUAAUUGUCACUGAAGAUAUAAAAUUGAAUGAGCCACAACUCCUCACUCUAAAUUUAUAGCCUAUUUGUAGGAUGGGGCAAGGGGCAAGUAUGUAUCUGUGUAUUUACAGUGUUGUAUAAAUAGUUCUCUAGUAGAGAUAGGUUCAUGCUUCUAUGGGGUCACAGAGGCCUUAUGGACUAACUCUGCAGGGGAUGGGAGUUAUAUAUUCUCUUAAAACAGGACAAUGUUACAAGAGUAAGAGGAUCUUACUUGUAAAUAGGCUUACCUGCUGAAAACAGGUCCCUGCUGUACAGAUUUUGGGUAGACAGUAUAGCUUUUUUAGUCCAUCCAUCCAAAAGAUGUAAUUUUUUUUUUUUAAUGCCAGAUACAGGCUUUUUGGUUAAAACCUCACUUUUUACAUUGCCUUAAGUAUAAAUAGUAAUCUUGGAGUGGCUUGAGUUCAUCAUUUGGGCUGCUCAUUCUUCCAUAGAGGAAAAAGAAAUUAGAUUGGUUUCCUCAGCCUUCCUUCACCCUGUAAUAUUUUCAUCCCACUGUUUGCCUUGUCUCACUCAAUAAAAGGUUUCUAAUGUCAAAUA